AUGCAUCCUGCCUGGGUGCUUCUCGCGGCGUUCGGUCAGAGCCAGGCGAGGCCAACAGUGCAAUCGAGCUCCUGCAUGCGCAAAAACUCCGACUUCCACCAGAAUAUCGGUGUGCUGGAAUAUGUCAAUCCUCUGAUUGGCACGUAUGGCCCUUCACCUAACAGCAAUGGCGGGAUGAUUCCCUCGGUGGCUCCUCCCUUCGCAAUGACCCGAUGGACACCCCAAACUAGAGAGAACUUCAUCUCGCAAGUCCCAUACGGAGAUGGCGAUCGCAUCAUCCACGGCUUUCAGGCAACCCACCAGCCCGCCAUUUGGAUGGGGGAAGCUGGCCAAGUGGUGAUAACUCCCGGGGUUGGAAAAGUGCAACCGCUUUUCGAAAAUCGAGGUCUGGCGUUCCGAAAGGAAGAUGAGAAGAGUACACCAUAUGUGUACGAAGUGCUCCUGGACGCGACACAAUUGAUCGGUCGUGACUGGAACGCCACCGCCGAGGCGGCAGGAGGUGGCCCCAAUCCAGGUAAAUGCGCUCUUGUUGGAAUGAUUGAGCAUGGUACAAACAAGAGCUGA
Molecule: messenger RNA, 564 nt
Organism: Penicillium chermesinum
Lineage: Eukaryota; Fungi; Ascomycota; Eurotiomycetes; Eurotiales; Aspergillaceae
Exons: 1
Coding region: 1-564 (187 amino acids)
Biological process (GO): protein quality control for misfolded or incompletely synthesized proteins; protein deglycosylation; glycoprotein catabolic process
Cellular component (GO): nucleus; cytosol
Molecular function (GO): carbohydrate binding; peptide-N4-(N-acetyl-beta-glucosaminyl)asparagine amidase activity
Source: RefSeq, a predicted model, not a curated record